Molecule: messenger RNA, 2037 nt
Organism: Aethalodelphis obliquidens (Pacific white-sided dolphin)
Lineage: Eukaryota; Metazoa; Chordata; Mammalia; Artiodactyla; Delphinidae
Exons: 2
Coding region: 363-1223 (286 amino acids)
Source: RefSeq, a predicted model, not a curated record
CGGCUCCGGGACGGGGCGUGGGCGGAGGGGUGCCCGGGGCUCCUCUCGGCAGAGGCCUCUCCGGACCCCCGGCGCUGCCCGCCCAGCCCUCGCACCGGCACCCUCCCGUCCACCCUCGGCCAUCCCUGGGCACGCGGCUCCCCCAGCCUCCCGGCCCCGUGCUCAGAAGCCCCAGAGCCUCCAGCUGCCACCCGAGUCCCCUUGGCGGACCCAGGAGCCACCGCGUGUUCACACCCACCCACCCUGCGGGGGGGAGUCGUGGUUCUUUGUUGAAGGGCCGCUCAGCCCCGAUCCCGACCUGUAAUCAGAGGCCGUUUUGCAAACAAGCAACUACCGAGUACAGCUGGGGACAGGAGGCAGAAAUGGAGGCGCGGGACGUCUUCAGGCCCCCAGCGCUCGGAAGGGGGGGCUCCCAGCCCCCCGGGGUGAGGCUGCUAGGGGCAGGGUACGGGCAUGGCCAGGGCACCUUACACCGUCAAAAAUCCCACGGGGCUCUGAGGCUGCGGAAUUGCUCCAGGGCUGGGUCCAGGGCCCCGGCAGGACGGAGUGGCUGGGAAGGGAAGUGUGGGCGCAAAGAAGGCGCCCAACGGCAGCGAGUGACGAUGAGGCGGCAGGAGCCGCCGGGCCUUCAAACCACCCGAGUGGCCCAGCUCGGGGCCCCAGAGCCCUGUGUCUGCCGUGUCGGGAGAGGCCCAGGAGAGGGGCAGGCCUGCUGGGCAGAGGGGGCCUGCAGGAGGGGGGGGCAGAGCCGGCCCCUCACAGGCCCCGCGCCCUGCGGCCCGCCGGCCGGGGAGGCCUCACGCUCCUCUUGGGUCUCUCCUCUGACGCCACGCCUCCCCCUGAGCUCCCGGCGGCGGGCUGCACCUGGGCAGCUGGGCAGAGCGGCACCCCCGGAGGGCGGGGGUGGUGGGCUGCAUCCCCGUCGGGUGACUGUCUCCUGGCAGCCCCACCCGCCCCCUGUGAUCUUGGUGCCCGCGGUCCACCGGGGCGGCUGCUCCAGGCAAGCCCUGUCGGGACCUGCUGCUGCGGGGGAGGAAUGCCAGGCGGUCACGUCCCUCAGGUACAGAUGGGGGAUGCCCACCCGCAGGACGUGGAUACACAGGGCGGGGGCAGAUGGGGUGUACCUGGAGAGCACCGGGCACAGGACAGACGCUCCAUCCAGGUCGGCCCUGGACUCAGCCACGCGGGACUUGGACCCGCCGGGCUCUCGGGAGGGGCAGUGAGGCCGGGGAUCCUCGGUCACCCUCAGCAGACAGACCCACUCGCAGGGGCCCCCGCAGGGGUGGGCGUCUCGGGGGGGUGCCUGGAGGAGCCGGUGUCGUGGGCAGUGGGAUCCUCGGACAGGAUGGAAAAUGCCUUACGCGCACGUGACUCGGCGACACGGUGAUACACUCUCCUUCCCCAAGCUCCCUCCUCAGCACUGCCACGUCCCAGGAGCACACAGGUGACAGGUGACGUCCAGGGACAACCUCCUGCACCUGCCGUCGACCUCCGACCCUGUCACUGCUGAGUGGGUCUGAGCGCUUGUCUCUGGUCCCAGUGUGAGCUGUGGCCUUGCGUAUGCGUGUGUGCAUGUGUCUGUGUGUACGCGUGUUUGUGUGUGCAGGUAUGCCUGUUCACGCACGUGCACCUGCACCCCCCAGCAGGCCUCCUCCCUCAGACGCUGGCACGCUCGCCCUCGGCCCCGCCUGCUGUGCCCUCGCCUGGCGUCCUGGGGGCACCUCCAGGUGUGAGGAGAGGCAUCCCCUCCCGCCUUUCUCUGUGUCCCCCCAGGAGAGGGUGAGGGCGAGGGGGCUGGGGCUCAGCCUCCGCCCUCAAGGCCAUCCCGCGGAAGCGGCUCUACCCCCGGGUGGAGGUCCCGCCCCGUGAGGACCCAGGGCUGCCGAUCUCAGAGAGGACGGACAAGGCAACCCCGUGCAGUGAGGCUCACAAGCAGGGUCGUCCUGAGCUGGUCCCUUGAAUUCCUCUGCUUGGAAGAAUCCUCAGCCCUGAAAAGUGUGAACAGGUGGGGGGGGGGGGGCACAGCCAUCCCCCAGA